Messenger RNA from Phaedon cochleariae (mustard beetle), 981 nucleotides. Lineage: Eukaryota; Metazoa; Arthropoda; Insecta; Coleoptera; Chrysomelidae. The record is from the annotation of a GenBank genome assembly.
AUGGCCGCCGCUAUGUGCUGCAAGCAAGCAGUCGCGAUCAUUUUUUGUUUUCUUUUGUUUUCGGUCGAGGCGCCACUGCGUUGGUGGCGCAGCCUACUUGGCCGGUGUGGUCACAGCACAGAUCACAGAAAGAAAGAAAGAAAGAAAGAAAGAAAGGAAGAAAGAAAGAAAGAAAGAAAGAAAGGAAUAAAAGUAUUCGGAAAAGGUAAAGACUAUAACAUCGGAAUAAGCCGAAAAAGCGUCAUACGCAGAUUUCACAGACGACAAGUGACCUCUUCCAACCUUCCUCAGUCAACGACCGUCCCUGCAAACCCCCGCCAAUCCACGCACAAAACCGUAGAGCCGACAACACCGCACCCCGUCUCGGCCUCUGUCGGUCCGACACAACUCGACCGACGUCAGUCGUCAAGAAGGCUUCGACGCGAUUACGUGAACGCAGCGCGCGCCAACGAAAAACAAACGAACGUCGGCCACAACAAACAAUGCUCGGCCGCCACAGCCUGCUCGAUGUUCAUGUUCCGCAGCAGGAAGACAAACCUCGUUAGGCGCCUGGCGAAAGCCCGCAAGCGACGGCCGCCCGCGACCGACCACGAAGACAGCGUCCACGGCCUGCUGCGGCGGCUGCAGGACAACCAGCUGGAGAUGCUGCUGGCGGCCGUGGAGAGCCGCGGCCGGGACUCGAGCCACUGCGUGCUGGUGGCCCAAAACGGCCAGGUUGGCCGAGAGCCGCACGUGCUGUGCUGUCAGAGUUGGCGGUGGCCGGAUCUCAGGCAGGCUGGUGAACUGAGGCGGCUGCCGACUUGCAGGUCGGCUUGCGAUCCGGUGUACGUGUGCUGCAACCCUUACCAUUGGAGUAGGCUGUGUCAGCCCGGAGUUCCUCUGGACCCCAACUUCAAUUUUACUUCAUGUGGGGAAGAUUUCAUCGCCGAAGUUUGUAGACAAAGUGCAAAAAUGUGCCUUUUGUUGAAGUCAUAUGAUUAG